AGGCAGUCUGUGACCUGGUUAAAGAAACAGAGGCCAGAUUGGGUACAGCAUUGGAGUCGGGCGCGUUGACCGGUGAAUGCAUAGAGUCAAGAAGGUCAAACUUUGUGACAAGAAAGAGGGUAUUUGGAAAAGCUGUGUGACCGUGAGGAUGACGGCUGUGGACGGCCUUUCGGACAGCACAGAGGUGGUGGAGAUGGAGGACGUCCCAUCCCAGUUCUUUGUGGAGAAACACUCUUGGGAGGGCCUUCGUGACAUCAUCCACUGUAGCAGGAAGUACUCGGGUAUGAUCGCCAACAAGGCUCCACAUGACUUCCAGUUUGUGCAGAAGAAGGAUGAAAAUGGACCCCACUCCCAUCGGCUGUACUACCUCGGAAUGCCUUAUGGAAGCAGAGAGAACUCGUUACUCUACUCAGAAAUCCCCAAGAAGAUUCGGAAAGAGGCCCUCUUAGUGUUGUCAUGGAAACAGAUGCUGGAUCACUUCCAGGCGACGCCACACCAGGGGGCCUACUCUCGAGAGGAGGAGCUGCUGAGAGAGCGCAAACGUUUGGGAGCAUUUGGUAUCACUUCCUAUGACUACCACUCUCAGACAGGCCUGUUCCUCUUCCAGGCCAGCAACAGCCUCUUCUACUGUCAAGACGGAGGAAACAACGGCUUCAUCCAGUCUGCUCCUGUAAAGCCUGUGGAGAUCAAGACCCAGUGCUCAGGGACCCGAAUGGACCCCAAGAUCUGUCCAGGAGAGCCCGACUUCAUAGCCUUCAUCAACAACAACGACUUGUGGAUAGCCAACAUCAAGACGGGCGAAGAGAGGAGGCUCACGUUCUGUCAUAAAGGUGUAGAUAACGUGAAGGAGGACCCCAAGUCUGCAGGUGUAGCAACGUUUGUCAUCCAAGAGGAGUUUGACCGUUUCACUGGUUACUGGUGGAGUCCUUCAGCAGUAGAAGAUCCCAGUGGAGGUAAAACCGUGUCCCUCCUGUAUGAAGAGGUGGAUGAGACGGAAGUAGAAAUUAUUCACGUUCCUUCUCCGGCGCUGGAGGAGCGGAAAGCAGACGCGUACAGAUAUCCCCGAACAGGCAGCAAAAACCCUCAGGCUACCCUCAAACUGGCAGAGAUUAAGACAGACCAUCAGGGAAGGAUUGUGAGCACACAAGACAAAGAGCUCGUCGUCCCCUUCACCUCCUUGUUUCCUGGGACAGAAUACAUCGCCAGAGUCGGGUGGACGAGUGACGGCAAAUAUGGCUGGGCGGUGCUGUUGGACCGCAGUCAGAGGAAACUCCAGCUGGUUCUGCUGCCUCCGGCUCUCUUCAUCCCUGUGACAGAUGACCCGUCUGUGAGGCAGGAGAGUCUGGAGGCGGUGCCCGGCAACACGCAGCCCUACAUCAUCUAUGAAGAGACCACAGACGUCUGGAUAAAUGUUCAUGAUAUAUUCUAUCCCUUUAUUCAAACGACAGAUGAUGAAUUUACUUUCAUUUGGGUGAAUGAGUCUAAAACAGGCUUCAGCCAUCUGUAUAAAACUACAUCUGUGUUCCAACCGGGCUGCUACCACUGGACAGACGACUAUCAACACGUAGAGGGAGACUUCAAAUGUGCAAUCAAAGAGGAGGUUACACUGACCAGUGGAGAAUGGGAGGUGCUGGCAAGACACGGCUCCAAGAUCUGGGUGAACGAGGCCACGAAGCUGGUGUACUUCCAGGGCACCAGAGACACGCCUCUGGAGCACCACCUCUACGUGGUCAGCUACGAGUCACCUGGAGACGUGGUCAGACUAACCAAGCCCGGCUUCUCUCACAGCUGCUCCGUUAGUCAGAACUUUGACUUCUUCGUCAGCCACUACAGUAAUGUGAGCACGCCGCCCUGUGUUCACGUCUACAAACUGACCAGCUCAGAGGGCGACCCGCUACACAUGGUACCCGAGUUCUGGGCCAGCAUGAUGGAAUCACCAGGUUGCCCGGGAGAUUACAAUCCACCUGAGAUUUUUGACUUUCCAGGAAAGUCAGGCUUCCAGCUUUAUGGGAUGGUUUACAAGCCUCACAAUCUGCAGCCCGGCAGAAAGCACCCGACCGUUCUCUUUGUGUACGGAGGCCCGCAGGUGCAGCUGGUGAACAACUCCUUCAAGGGGAUGAAGUACCUCCGUCUGAACACGCUGGCCUCCCUCGGCUACGCUGUGGUCGUCAUCGAUGGGAGGGGCUCCUGCCAGAGGGGCCUCGAAUUUGAAGGAGCUUUGAAAAACAAAAUGGGUCAGGUGGAGAUCGAAGACCAGGUGGAGGGGCUGCAGUAUGUGGCCGAGAAGUUUAACUUCGUGGACCUGAGCCGUGUUGCCAUCCACGGCUGGUCCUACGGUGGCUUCCUCUCUCUCAUGGGCCUCAUCCAGCGGCCCAAUGUCUUCAAGCUGGCUAUUGCAGGAGCGCCGGUGACCGUGUGGAUGGCCUACGACACCGGCUACACAGAGCGCUACAUGGACGUGCCUGAGAACAACCAGCAGGGCUACGAGGAAGGAUCGGUGGCGCUGCACGUGGACAAGCUGCCCAGCGAGCCCAACCGUUUGCUGAUUCUCCAUGGAUUCCUAGAUGAGAAUGUGCACUUUUUCCACACUAAUUUCCUGGUGUCACAGAUAAUCCGUGCUGGGAAACCGUACCAGCUUCAGGUGUACCCCAACGAGCGGCACAGUAUUCGCUGCCCUGAGUCUGGAGAGCACUACGAGAUAAUGCUGCUGCACUUUCUACAACAAUACCUCUGAAACGAGACAACAGGGGAGAAGUGAAGUCCAGUUCCCCACUGUCCUCCUGUCCCUUCCCGCCCGUCCCACACCGUCUCCAGCCCGUCAUCGACACUCAGCAAACCCAUGAGCCACCCUCUCCUCUGAACUCUCACUUCUCUCCGCUAUACCUUCCUCUCUCUCGCUCUCUGUCUUGUUCUGUUCCUCGCUCUGUCUCCUCCUCCCCUCCCCCUGCCGUGUACAGUCUGGGGUUUGGUUUACGAGCACAGAGAUUUGGUGUCUCACCCUGAAAGCUGAACAAAGACAAGGACAUACGGAGAAGUGUUUGCAGGCUGUGUCACAUUGACUCAUCGCUCACCCACGUCCUCAUCUCCACACCGUCAUGGGUUUUUGCCAAACGUUAUCGUGUUGUUUAGUUCCCCCCCUGCUCCACCUGUUCUGUUUGUUUCAGCCAGUGGUAGGAACGGGGUCACGGUUCACGGAUAAGAAAACGGAAUCUAUACACGUCUUUUGCAGACAUGAGCUCUCGCAGCACUACAUGUGUACAAUACAGCUGAUCUCCUGCACCCACGCAGACACGCCCACAGAGCGGCGAUGUCCACACGUACUGCAGUUAGUGUGUUCAUGAAGAAAGGAAGAAGGUCGCGGCUCUUCCUCUGUCCACUCGUUUUAAGUGUGUUGUUUAAAGUAAGAUAUUUUUAUGGAUUUUAUUCUUUUUUUCUUUUUUUAAAUGAGCGCCGUUGGAAGCCGCUCGUCGACGUGUCGGCGCCGUUUUUCUCCCCUCACAUCACAUCGCUCGAGAUGUCUGCUUGCCUUCUUAACACAUAAUUUAUAUUUGCCAAAGUACCUCUUGACUCUUGAUCUUGCUGGUAUUUCCUUUUUUUACUGCAAUAAAGACAACAGGAGGGUGAGCACUGGAGUCUUACAACAGCUUUGUACCACCGAAAUACAAUUUGUACAUGAUAAUAAAUAAAUGUAUGAAUCAGUCA
This is a messenger RNA of Stegastes partitus (bicolor damselfish), 3702 nucleotides long. RefSeq names its product dipeptidyl peptidase 9. The transcript has 21 exons. Lineage: Eukaryota; Metazoa; Chordata; Actinopteri; Pomacentridae. Gene Ontology annotation, molecular function: serine-type peptidase activity; dipeptidyl-peptidase activity. Gene Ontology annotation, biological process: proteolysis. The coding region runs from base 77 to 2734 and encodes 885 amino acids. The record is from RefSeq and is a predicted model, not a curated record.